CUGGUACAGUGGCCACAACUUCCCUGCUUCGAUUAGUGCUCAUUUCUUUACCGCUGCCAGCAUAAUUGCUUUGUAUGCUUUUGUAUGUAAGGUAUACUGUCCUUAAAAGACAAAACACAGCAACUACGGCAACACUUCAAAGUUACUUUGUUUUACUCCUUUAGCCACUAGAGAGACAGAGAAUGACAGAAAGAGAGGGACUGAGGGCAGACUCGCCUCACUUCACCUUGGGGGGAGCACCAUUUCGGAUCCUAGGGGGCUCCAUCCACUACUUCCGGGUCCCCCGGGCGUACUGGAGAGACCGACUACUGAAACUGAAGGCCUGUGGUCUCAACACUCUUACUACGUAUGUGCCGUGGAAUCUGCAUGAACCAGAACGAGGGGUUUAUCUGUUUCACGAGCAGCUGGAUCUGGAGGCAUACAUUCGUCUUGCAGAGGAAUUAGGCCUCUGGGUGAUUCUGCGUCCAGGGCCGUACAUAUGUGCUGAGUGGGAUUUGGGUGGGUUACCAAGCUGGUUGCUUCAAGAUAAGAAUAUGAAAUUAAGAACCACCUACUCUGGCUUCACAACCGCUGUGAACUCAUACUUUGAUAAACUCAUUCCAAGAAUCAUACCUCUCCAGUUUAAUGGAGGGGGUCCUAUUAUUGCUGUUCAAGUAGAGAAUGAAUAUGGUUCAUAUGCAAAGGAUGAGCAGUACCUGUCAUUCAUCAGAGAGGCGUUACUGUCUCGAGGAAUCUCAGAGCUUCUCCUGACAUCAGACAACCGGGAAGGGUUAAAAUGUGGAGGGGUAGAUGGAGUCUUGCAGACAGUUAACCUGCAGAAACUGUCUUAUGGUGAUGUACAUAAUCUAGCAGAACUGCAGCCACAGAAGCCGCUUUUGGUAAUGGAAUACUGGUCUGGUUGGUUUGACGUCUGGGGAGAACCUCAUCAUGUUUUCGAUGCAGAAGAAAUGAUCACUAUUGUGCGAGAGCUUCUGGAUCGUGGUGUCUCCAUCAAUUUUUACAUGUUUCAUGGAGGAACCAGCUUUGGUUUCAUGAGUGGAGCAAUUGACUUUGGCACCUACAAACCACAGACGAGCAGCUACGAUUAUGAUGCUCCAUUAACUGAGAGUGGAGAUUAUACAACCAAGUAUCAUCUUUUGAGGAAACUGCUGAGCACCUACAACAGGGAGCCGUUACUAGAGCCACCAGUUGCGCAGAGCAGGAGAGCAUAUGAGCCAGUGAUGGUUACACAUUACAUUUCAUUAUGGGAGAGUCUUCGGUGUGCAGAAACACAUUUCACAGCUGAUGAUCCCCUCAGCAUGGAGAACCUUCCAGCAAAUCACAACAAUGGUCAGUCCUAUGGCUACACCCUUUAUGAGACUGAUAUAUAUUCAGGAGGAGAACUCAACUCCAGGAACCAUGUUCGUGACAGAGCUCUAGUAUUUAUUGACAGAGAACUCAUUGGUGUUUUGGACUAUAGGAAUCAGAAAAUUAGAAUAUCUCAUUGUAAGAGUGAGAGGACCUUGUGUUUGCUUGUUGAGAACUGUGGGAGAGUAAACUAUGGUCCAGCACUGGACAACCAACAAAAGGGGCUCAAUGGGGAUAUAACUCUGGAAGAUGUACCUUUAAAAAAAUUCACCAUGCACUGUUUGGAUAUGAAGCCCAGUUUCAUAAACAGACUGCAGUCACUGAAGUGGAAGUCUGUUGGUAACAAGCCCUCCUACCCUGCGUUUUUUAGAGGAAGUCUGGUAGUGGAUGAACCCACAGAUACUUUUGUGAAGCUGCCAAAUUGGAGCAAAGGAGUGGUUUUUGUUAACGGACAAAAUCUCGGACGCCACUGGUCCAUUGGUCCUCAGAAAGCCCUCUUUCUCCCCGGACCCUGGCUCAGGAUUGGAGACAAUCAGAUUAUUGUUUUUGAGGAGCUCAAAGCUGUGGAAUCAAUCUAUUUUGCUGAAAAUCCAGAAUAUAGCAAGAUAAUCGACGUAUCUGGACAACUGUUCUGCACCCUCGUUUAGAGAAACCUUGGAGUCUUUAUACUCUACAACCUCAUCUUAUUCUCAUCCAUCAACACAUAUCAGAACAUGAAUCAUUUCAUUAAUCAAGAUAAUAAUCUAAGAUAUUAAGAUCUAAGAUACUUAUAAAGAUAUUUGCACAAUUACACAAUCUGGUGUAUGCAGGCACACAUUCAGUUUAGACUAUAUACUGAGUUGCAACAGGAUUGCUUAAGAAAAAAGAGAUUACUUUCUAGACGUAAUGUAUGUUUAACCUCAGUGCUUAGCCACCUUAUUUCAGACUACCUAUAGUAUCAGUAGUAUGUUGUUCAGAAAGGGCUUUCAAAUAUCUCUAUCAGUUUUAUUGGCGAGGUAAAACUACUCUUAAGUGGAAUUUGACUUGGUAUUUGCUGAUAUUUCGCAAGUUUGCAGGCCACACACCUUGGGGGAUGGAACUAUUCCGGUGUUAUGAUGAUUAUUUUAUAACCCCUAACUCUUCUGUUCUUUGAUGAAAAUAAAAAUAAUAAAAAUCUUGGUAAGGUCUUGGUAACCACAAUGUGUUUUAUAUUUUAAAAAUGGGGUUGAAUAUUGUAAUUGAUUGUGCUUGGCACUGCAUGGGUAACCUGGAGAAAGGUGAUAAACCUGUCAUAGUGAGAGAUAGGCAGGUGUCAAAGUUUGUAAGUUCUUUUGUCCAAAUACUAUUAGAGCAAAAGGACUGUAGUGUUGAAGCUUGUCACUGAAAAAAAGAGAAAAUGCAGGUUGUCCGGUUUACUUAAUUAUAUUAUUUGUGAUCUACACAGCAAAACUGUGUUUCUCUUCAAAACUUGUUUUCUUUGCUCUCGAUUAAUGUAAUUCUCUAAAAUGUGCACUGUUCUAUAUUACAUUAUGCAGGGUAAAUGUGAACCAAUGGAGUAUGUUCAACAACAUGGGCAAGGGAAUUAGGGCAUGGGAUUUGUAGUUCCCAGCAUGCUUUGCAUGGGACUUGAUGCAGAGAGUAAUUUUUAUUAAGUGUUAUUUUAUGCAUUUUAUAGCAAUAUGAGAAAAGGGGGAGACAAUGUUUAAUGUUGUUAUUUUGGGAUUUAGAACAGAUUUUGUUAUGCUGGGUUACCAUUGUUGUGAAGAGUGAAGUUUUUGCUUAGGUUGAGGAUGGGUACACAAACAACAUACUGUGCGUUUCUUUACUUAAAGAGCAAUUACUACAUAGCACACUAAUGUAUGCUAUUGUUAGCUUAAAGUCAGUUAGCUAGCUAAUUUACAAAAUCUUACAACAUAAUACAGUUAUGUGACACAAAAAUAUUAUGUAAAUCUGAGGAAAUUAUUCAAGUUAGGGACACAUAUAAAAUCACUUCGAGUCUACUUAAUUGGGUCAUUUCAAAAUAACUUAAUUCCACUAUGUUGAGAUUACAUGAACAAAUGAUGUUUUCUGACAAAGUAAAAUGAGCUAACCCAAGAGGAAAAAAUUUGUUGAUGUAACUUAUUUGAUUCAUGUGAACCGAUGUACACGAUUAAAUCAUGUAAAUUCAAAGUUUUUUUUCAGUGUAUUGUGUCACCUGCAUUAAUUGUGGAAUAUUCUUAUUCAAAAAUACAUUUUAUGACUGAAUAAAUAAUAAUAAAAAGUAA
Myxocyprinus asiaticus (Chinese sucker) is the source of this 3590-nucleotide messenger RNA. RefSeq names its product galactosidase beta 1 like 2 (gene glb1l2). Gene Ontology annotation, cellular component: vacuole. Lineage: Eukaryota; Metazoa; Chordata; Actinopteri; Cypriniformes; Catostomidae. Gene Ontology annotation, molecular function: beta-galactosidase activity. The record is from RefSeq and is a predicted model, not a curated record. Gene Ontology annotation, biological process: carbohydrate metabolic process. Bases 183 to 1994 code for a protein of 603 amino acids. The transcript has 20 exons.